Messenger RNA from Fimicolochytrium jonesii, 417 nucleotides. RefSeq lists its product as uncharacterized. The record is from RefSeq and is a predicted model, not a curated record. The coding region runs from base 1 to 417 and encodes 138 amino acids. NCBI's taxonomy places the organism in Eukaryota, Fungi, Chytridiomycota, Chytridiomycetes, Spizellomycetales, Powellomycetaceae. The transcript has 2 exons.
AUGGCCACGGUCGUGGCGGUCCUUGAAGGGAAGCUCACUGUCGCGUACCUCCGCGACGACCCCGAUCGCCUGCUGGAAACUAAGAGGGCCGUCGAGGCUAGAAGGAGACAGCAAGACGAGAAUGCUGCCGCCAGAAAGUUACGAGACGAGGAGGACGCCCUAGCCAAAGAAAAACGAGACAAGGAGGACGCCUUAGCCAAGAAAAGACGCGAGGACGCCGACGCCGCAGCCAAAAAACGACGCGACGACGCCGACGCUGAAGCCAAGAGACUGCGCGAACUCAUCCAGCAACAGGAAGAGAAACGGGAGCAAGAGGAGCGACGGAGACGGCAGGAUGAGUCGCGAAAAAUCGAGGCUGCCAGAGCAGAGAGAGCCGCCCAGAACCCGCGCUCCAUGCGACCCAGAUUUUGGAGGUGA